Molecule: messenger RNA, 1100 nt
Organism: Suillus plorans
Lineage: Eukaryota; Fungi; Basidiomycota; Agaricomycetes; Boletales; Suillaceae
Product: WD40-repeat-containing domain protein
Exons: 3
Coding region: 98-916 (272 amino acids)
Molecular function (GO): protein binding
Source: RefSeq, a predicted model, not a curated record
AAGUGAGGUGAGCACAUGCCCAUGAGGCAGGGUCGGACGAACAGCUCAUACAUCUAUACAGGACCAUUCUGGAUACGAAGAUUUGCGGUCCGCCACGAUGGAUGUACAAAGAUUCAUGCAAGUGUUUGGCAGCAUGAUAUUGCACAGCACACCCCAUCUGUAUUUAUCAGCACUCUCGUUCUCGCUCGUCAACUCUACGAUGGCUACCAAAUUCACGGCUAGGUUUCCGAAUACCCUUCGUCUGGCAUCCGGCCGCGAUUUGAAGGUUGUUCAGGCCAUAAUCAGGGGUGACACUGACAGGGUUUUGUCAGUCUCGUUUUCACCGGAUGGUACUCGCAUCGCGUCUGGUUCAGAGGAUAACACCGUGCGGCUGUGGAAUGCAGCGACGGGACAGCCAUUGGGUGAGCACUUGAAGGGGCACACUAGCCCAGUUCAGUCAGUCUGGUUCUCACCGGAUGGUACUCGCAUCGCGUCUGGUUCGGAGGAUAACACCGUACGGCUUAUGAAAGUAUCGUCAUUCCACAAGUUCACAGAGUCGGAUACCUCUGCAUCUCCAUUGCAUCGAAGUAACGCGUCUCCUCCUCAAGAAUGUCGUAUUACCCCAACCAACACUUUUAACCAUCCCCCCAUUUCCUUCUCGCCCUGCCUGACACACGCCCUGCCCAAACCCACUGACUUGCUUGAACCCACCUUUAAUCAUCGUUCUAAUUCAACCCCUUUCUUGCUGCAGCCUGAUGGAUGGCUCAUGGGACCCAAACAUGAGCUCCUUUUCUGGGUACCUCCCGGGGCCGCUCCCCGACACCUGUUUUGUUCUCCUGACACUGCAAUGGUGAUUCCGAGAGGAAGCCUUGAGCUUGAUUUGAGCUGCAUGGCACAUGGGGCGCGCUGGUCGAGUUGCCGAGAUGCCUCCACGUAACGAUGAUUUUAUUGCUGCAAUAUUGAGCGUAGCCAUUUGAUUCUACAACUCCCUUGCUAUCAGACUGCAAUGCUGAUCCGUAGCGAAAACUUAUUUCAUCAGAGACGCACUGAGACAUCAUGCUGAUGUGUGACAGGUGCUUCGGUAUCAUCAUCAAUCUAGAUCGAAGUGUAUGUGAUGAAGC